Hyposmocoma kahamanoa is the source of this 1024-nucleotide messenger RNA. It is a transcript of the gene mRpL10, whose product is annotated as 39S ribosomal protein L10, mitochondrial. NCBI's taxonomy places the organism in Eukaryota, Metazoa, Arthropoda, Insecta, Lepidoptera, Cosmopterigidae. Gene Ontology annotation, molecular function: structural constituent of ribosome. Gene Ontology annotation, cellular component: mitochondrial large ribosomal subunit. Gene Ontology annotation, biological process: translation. The coding region runs from base 7 to 783 and encodes 258 amino acids. The record is from RefSeq and is a predicted model, not a curated record. The transcript has 3 exons.
UUAGCAAUGGCCACUUUCAAAAAAGCUUUACUGCCUCCCCAAGUUACUUAUUUAAUAACCAAAAGGUUCCGCGGUAAGAUUAACAUACAGAAACCAAGAGCACCUCACUUUGAACGGCAAUUGUUGAUUGAUUUUACUAAGCCAUUUUACGGGCCUCCAAGAAAUAAAUUACCACAGAUAGAGUUAUGUGAUAGAGGUGAAAGCAAAAAAAAAGAACAGAUCGAUAACCCUUUUGAGAGAAUUCUAGCGAAUGAAUGUCUCAACUGGUUCAACACCUCCAAAAUGGUUGUAUUUUUGCACAUGAAUUCAAUAAGUAUGGAAGAAAAGACACCUGUAUUUGCAACUUUGAAGAAAAAUAAUAUGCAUUUAAGAACGUAUGGAAAGAAAAUUGUGUCUAUAGCCACCCAUGGGACGCGAUAUGAAGCUGUAAACAAAUUAUUCAAAUCACAUCAGAAUAUUAUAUUUGGUCAACCAGAAAAUGUUGCUCUCAUGUUCAAAAUAUUGAAAAAAACACCUCAAAUGAUCGUCAUGGCUGGUAUAAUAGAAGACAAAUUACUGUCCAAAAAUGAACUGGUAGAGUUUAGUCAACUGCCGAGCUUAGAUAUAGCUAGAAGUCAACUAUGCAAUGUCUUACAAAGGGCAGCUUCCAGUCUUGUUGUCCAGCUUCAACAAGGACAGCAAAUCUUAGUGUCGCAUCUGGAAAAACAUGUUGAGUUACAAAGUGCUCCUAGUAAAGAUGGAGAGGUGCAAAAAGCACAAGAAACAAAGGAUGUGGAUACUUAAGUGUGUUUAUAGAAAUGUGAAUGUUAGUAAUGAUGAUAUUGUUGUAUAAAUAAAUUGAAGCUUGUUUACAUGUCGAGUUAUUUGAUUUUUUUUGCAAUGUUGGUAUAGUGGUUUAUUGUAUAUUUUCUAGUGCAUAAAUAAAUAUUUGCGCUUCUUAGGCAGAAUGGUAACUUUUAAAUUGUCAACUAUAUUUGAAAACCUCCUUACUUUGUUUUUGGUCGAAAUCCCUUUUUUACUCUUC